AUGAUCAUUUUCACGGAUAUCGUUUCUGGAGACGAGGUUCUCUCCGACACCUUCAAGCUCCAGGAGGUCGACAAGGUCUUCUACCAGUGCGACUGCCGCAAGUACCUCAAGAAACAGAACGAGGACUUCCAGCUUGAGGGUGCCAACCCCUCCGCUGAGGAUGGUGGUGAUGAUGGUGGUGAGGGUGAGGCCGUCAUGGUCCACGACAUCGAGGACCAGUUCCGUCUUGUCUGGCUCAAGACCGAGGAGGGUCUCAAGCCCUCCAAGGACGCCUUCAAGUCCCACCUCAAGAACUACAUGAAGAAGGUCCUCACCAAGCUCACCGAGAAGGGUGCUCCCAAGGAGACCAUCGAUGAGUUCAAGGCCAACGCCCCCGCCGCUGUCAAGAAGAUCCUCGGCAACUACGAUAACUACGAUGUCCUCAUGGGCCAGUCCAUGGACGGUGAUGCUAUGCACAUCCUCAUUGACUUCCGCGAGGACGGCGUCACCCCCUACGCUACCCUCUGGAAGCACGGUCUCGAGGAGGUCAAGGUCUAA
Aspergillus affinis is the source of this 537-nucleotide messenger RNA. Its product is annotated as translationally-controlled tumor protein. The coding region runs from base 1 to 537 and encodes 178 amino acids. The transcript has 4 exons. The record is from RefSeq and is a predicted model, not a curated record. Gene Ontology annotation, molecular function: calcium ion binding. NCBI's taxonomy places the organism in Eukaryota, Fungi, Ascomycota, Eurotiomycetes, Eurotiales, Aspergillaceae. Gene Ontology annotation, cellular component: cytoplasm.